Trypanosoma grayi is the source of this 1758-nucleotide messenger RNA. RefSeq names its product hexose transporter. Bases 1 to 1758 code for a protein of 585 amino acids. Gene Ontology annotation, molecular function: hexose transmembrane transporter activity. The record is from RefSeq and is a predicted model, not a curated record. NCBI's taxonomy places the organism in Eukaryota, Euglenozoa, Kinetoplastea, Trypanosomatida, Trypanosomatidae. Gene Ontology annotation, biological process: monosaccharide transmembrane transport. Gene Ontology annotation, cellular component: membrane. The transcript has a single exon.
AUGAUGGAACGCAACACUCCCCUGGGUGAUACUGCCGACGAGACAUUGAACCAAACGACUGACAGGCACUCGCCCGCGGAAGUGAAGAAAGAGCGACCCGCGGAGCCAGCAGAGAAGAAGAAUGAGAAGGGGGCGGAGGAGGACGAUCCGGGCUUCUUUUCCCUUGCCAAUUUGAUCGUUGCCCAAGUGUGCAUCGCUGGUGGCCUGAUCAAUGGCUACACCAUUGGAUUGGUGCCUAUCUACGCGUUCUUGUACCUUUGCUCGACGGAUUGCUCGCUGUACAAGAGCGAAAAUGCGUGCAGCACAGUAUUGAACGUAGACUGCCUGUGGGACGCGGGGACGGGGACGUGCAUGUGGCGAGAAUUCACGUGUUCAGUGGAGUACCCGACAGACCCGUCAAACAUCGAGGCCUCCCGGAGUGCCUGCCAAGAUGAUGGGCGUUGCAACUGGGUUUACAGCGAUGAUGUGUGCAAGAACCCCAUAGGGUACACCUCUGUUGAAAAUGGCAUCUUCGCCUGCGCAAUGGUUCUUGGGGCGAUGUUUGGUGCGAUGUACUCCGGAAAGCUGGUUAUUAUAACAGGACAUAACGCGACCUUUACAAUUGGAGGCAUUAUCGGCGUCGUUUCAUCCAUCAUGUACCAUGUAUCUGUGGAGUGUGAUGAAUUUUGGGUGCUCUGCGUUGGCCGCCUGCUGAUGGGUUUGAUUAUUGGCGCCAUCUACGUUGUGUGCCCGAUGUACCUUGACCAGAAUGCGAUUCGGAAGUACUACCAUAUGCUUGGCGCCUCACUUGGUGCCUUCACGACCUUUGGCAUCAUGUUUGCUGCAAUUAUGGGUCUGGCGCUUGGCCGCAGCAUUGACUACACGAAAGAUGCAAAUAUAGGCGGCCGCAUGCAGGGCCUUUGCGCCAUCUCGACAGCCAUCUCAAUGUGCAUUUUGCUAAUGGGCAUAUUUCUUCCGAGAAGUAAGGUGCAGUUCCACGAGGAUGAGAGAAAAGACGCGGUGAUACUUGAUGAGAACGAGUACAGUUGGCGCCAAAUGACCGGCACACUGGUGAUGGGAGUGGUGAUGGCAGGCUCAGCGCAGCUGACCGGCAUUAAUGCUGUGAUGAACUACGCGCCAACAAUCAUGGGCCGGCUUGGGAUGGAGCCGCUGCUAGGCAAUUUUGUCGUGAUGGCGUGGAACUUCCUCACGUCACUGACCACCGUUCUGCUUGCACGUUGGUUCACUAUGCGGCAGCUAUUUCUGUUUGGCUCAUUUGUGUCGUCAGCAGCAUGUCUCCUCCUGUGCGGUGUUCCUGUCUACCCUGGCGUUGCAAAGCCAAAUGUGCGGAACGGCGUUGCAAUCACUGGCAUUGCCAUUUUCAUCUUUGCUUUUGAGAUCGGUCUUGCGGCUUGCUUUGGUGUGCUUACCCAAGACGUGUUUCCUGCCUCAUUCCGCCCGAAGGGUGCGUCAUUUGUGAUGUUGGUUCAGUUUUUCUUCAACAUCAUCAUCAACCUUUUCUUCCCGAUUGCAGUGGAAAAUAUCUCCGGUGGCCCCUCAGGCAAUCAGGACAAGGGUCAGGCAGUUGCCUUCAUUUUCUUCGGCUGUGUUGGCUUUUUCUGCUCCGUCCUUGAGCUGUUCUUCCUGUUCCCGUGGGAGGACAAACACCCCAGAGAAGGCGGCAGCGGCCCGGCAGAGCCCAGCAAUGCCCUCUCGAUCCCAGAGUCCCACGGCGGCGGUGACGACGACGAAGACGAAAGAAACCGCGCUGGGGUGUAG